Messenger RNA from Acipenser ruthenus (sterlet), 6098 nucleotides. RefSeq names its product isoleucyl-tRNA synthetase 2, mitochondrial (gene iars2). Gene Ontology annotation, cellular component: cytosol. The coding region runs from base 208 to 3237 and encodes 1009 amino acids. Gene Ontology annotation, molecular function: ATP binding; tRNA binding; aminoacyl-tRNA deacylase activity. The transcript is spliced from 23 exons. Gene Ontology annotation, biological process: isoleucyl-tRNA aminoacylation. The record is from RefSeq and is a predicted model, not a curated record. NCBI's taxonomy places the organism in Eukaryota, Metazoa, Chordata, Actinopteri, Acipenseriformes, Acipenseridae.
UUUGCAACACCAUUUCCCUCCUGCAACCUGUCCCAAGCGCGUUUCCGUAGCUGUCGCCUCAGUGAUACGCAACAAGACAAGAGCAGGCAGAGGACUUACGGGUAGAAGUUUAAAUGAGCGGAAAGUUAUAGAUAUUUAAGAACGUUGAUGCUACUACAAUUGAGAAUAAUAGUAGUACAGAACAAGCUACCCAUUUAGGCUGUCACCAUGCUGCUGUGCAGGGCCUCUGCAAUGUUGAGACAAGGCGCUGUGAGGUGGAGUCGAGUCCGGCUACUCAGAUCUACCACAAGCUGCGCUCUGCACAGCGGCGAUACAUCCAAGAAUAACAAAAACAACGCCGCUGUCGACUCAAAGAAUGCUCCGAGUGACAGCAAGUACCGGGAAACCGUCUUGCUUCCCAAGACCGAGCUCCCGAUGAAACUGGCCGGGCAGAAAUUACUAGAUAAGGAGCUGGAGAUUCAGAAGAGCUGUGGGUUCUCGGAGCUGUACGCCUGGCAGAGAGAGAGAAAAGCCAAGAAGGAGUUCUGUCUUCACGACGGACCUCCCUACGCCAAUGGAGACCCCCACGUGGGCCAUGCGCUGAACAAGAUUCUGAAGGAUAUCCGGAACCGGUUUGAGGUGCUGCGGGGCCGGAGGGUGCACUACCUGCCAGGCUGGGAUUGCCACGGCCUGCCCAUCGAGCUGAAGGCACUGGGAGAGCUGGGGGCUCAGGGCCUCUCGCCCCUGCAGAUCAGGAAGAAAGCGAGGGAGUUUGCAGAGCGGGCGAUCGAGAGGCAGAGGUCUUCGUUUGAGCGCUGGGGCGUGAUGGCGGACUGGAGUCAGAGCUACUAUACCUUCGAUGGCAAAUACGAGGCCAAGCAGCUGGGAGUGUUCCACGACAUGCACCAGAAGGGCUUCAUUUAUCAAGACUACAAGCCUGUGUUCUGGUCUCCUUCAGCCAGGACUGCCCUUGCUGAAGCAGAGCUGGAGUAUAACCCCCAGCACGUGAGCCGCACAGUGUACGCCACCUUCCCUGUUCACACCCCUCCUCCCAAACUCGCUGAGGUCACAGAUUCCUGGCCAGGGGUCAGAGUGCUAGUCUGGACCACCCAGCCCUGGACCAUCCCAGCCAAUCAGGCUGUGUGCUACAUGCCCAACUCCCAGUACUCUCUUGUGAAGAGAGCAGACAGCGGAGAGCUCCUCCUGCUGGCGACAGAGCGUGUUGACCCCAUCUCUGCCAUCCUGGGGGUGCAGUUUGAGGUCCUCUCAACUUUUAAAGGGACUGAUCUGGAGGGAGGGGUCUGCAGCCACCCGACAAUUCCUGGCAGGGAGUCCCCCCUGCUGCCCGCCAAUCAUGUGACCAUGUUGAAAGGCACAGGAUUGGUCCACACAGCACCCGCCCACGGCAUGGACGACUACAGCGUGGCUUCCCAGUUCAAGCUGCCUGUGGAUUGCCUGGUGGAUGAAGACGGGAAUUUCACAGAAUCCGCCGGCCCCGAACUCCACAGCAAGUCUGUCCUGGGGGACGGCACUCAAGCUGUGAUCGCCAUGCUCCGCGACACCAAGGCCUUGCUGAAGGAGGAGGAGAUUGUGCACAGCUACCCCUACGACUGGAGGACCAAAAAGCCUGUCAUUAUCCGAGCAAGCAAGCAGUGGUUCGUCAACACAGGCAGCAUCAAGGACCGGGCACAGGAAGUGCUGAAGAAGGUGCGUGUGAUCCCGGAGUCCGCGCGGAGCAGUUUGCUGGCCAUGCUGGACAGGCGCACCUACUGGUGCAUCUCUCGACAGAGGAGCUGGGGCGUCCCCAUCCCUGUCUUCUACCACCGAGAGAGUGGGGAGCCCCUCAUCAACAGGCACACAGUGGAGCACCUGUCCAUGCUGUUUGAGAAGCAUGGCAGUGACUGCUGGUGGGAACUGCCUCUGGAGCAGCUGCUGCCUGCGGAGGUUCUCAAGAAGAGCAAGGUGGCUGAGGUGCAGGAUUAUGAGAAAGGAGAGGACGUGCUGGACAUCUGGUUUGACAGCGGGACCUCAUGGGCAGCCGUGCUGGAUGAGCCUGACCGGUGUGCUGAUGUGUAUCUGGAAGGGAAGGACCAGCUGGGCGGCUGGUUCCAGUCCUCCCUGCUCACUAGUGUGGCGGUCAGAAAGAAGGCCCCCUACAGGACCCUGGUUGUUCACGGGUUCACUCUGAGUGACGCUGGAGACAAGAUGUCCAAAUCUCUGGGGAAUGUGGUGGACCCGGACGUCGUGAUUAACGGAGGCCAGGACCCCUCCCUUUCCCCCCCGUAUGGAGCCGACACCUUGCGGUGGUGGGUCGCCGAGUCCAACGUCUUCUCAGAGGUGACUAUCGGACCCAGCGUGCUCAACGCAGCCCACGAGAGCAUCAACAAGCUGCGGAACACUUUGCGCUUCAUGGUGGGUAACCUGCGCGGGUUCGAGCCGCAGAAGCACUCUGUGUCGAGCCAGGAGAUGUUCGUCAUUGACCAGUACAUGCUGCACCUACUGCAGGAGUUCAGCAUCAAGGUGACGGACGCUUACACAGAGUACGACUUUGGGAAGGUCAUCCGGCUGCUGCAGGCAUUUGUGAGCAGAGACCUGUCCAGCUUCUACUUCAGUAUCAUCAAAGACAGGCUGUACUGCGAUGCUGAGAGCUCUCACCAGCGCCGCUCCUGUCUGACGGUUCUGGAUGAGGUUCUGGAUGCUGUGACCCGCUCCAUUGCCCCCAUCCUUCCUCACCUAGCCGAGGAGAUCUACCAGCACACCCCCGGCCGCCCAGAGUCCGAGACCCUGUUCCGGAGCGGGUAUAUCAAGGCCAGCUCUCUGUGGAAGAAGCCUGGUCUGGUGGAGGCAGUUGAAGGGGCGUGUGCCAUCAGGGACUCCUUCCUGAGCUCCAUCCCCGGGCGCAACGCUGCCGAGUUCGACCUGACCAUCGCCAUCGAGCCGGGCCUAUUCUUCGAACUCAUGGAGUCCCUGCAGGAGAUGCCCUGUUCCAGCACCUCCCAGCUGUGUGAGCUGAUGAUGACAUCUCAGACCAGCCUGCUCACCACCCUGCCCCGGGACCUGCCAGCGGACGCGCUUACUGUGAGGGGCAGCUUCCUCAUCAACCUGGAGGGCGGUGAUAUCAUGGAGGAGUCCUCCUACAAGGUGGCUGCAGUCCCCUGUGCCCGCUCCCGCUGCCCACGCUGCAGGAAGUUCACCUCCGAGACCCCUGGCUCCCCCUGUCCCCGCUGCCUGGAGGUCAUCGCCACGGCUGUGCUCUGAACCUUGAACCCCUGACUGCUGGGGUGCAGCGCCAUGCAGCCUCCAGCUGAAAGGACAGUGCCUGCCUGAGCAAUAUAACAAACAGUACUCUUUGACAGGUUCUCUUUCUCCUCACCUUUGACAAAACACUGACAUUGACAGGAACCCCUGCUCUGACUGUGCUGUUGACAGGCUGUCCUGGCACUCUGGCUGUGCUGGUAGAAACGCUCUUCUGCUUCUGACUCGGCAUGAGAUCUGUGACAUGCUGACUGUGGCUGCAGGAUUCCCUAAGGUUGUGGAAAAGCACUUGUACUUGUUUCACUCCUUCACAGGAAAAUGUGGCCUGUUUUUUAUUUUGACUGGCUAAAACUGCUAUAAAAGUAACGUAUGUAAUCAAAUUAGUAAAAGCAGAUACAGAACAACUAUUUAUUGUGACCCCAAAAAGCACUUGUACUUAUUAUGACAUGGUUAUAGUGACUAUUUUGAAGCAAGUGCAAAAAUAAAAUAAGAAUGCUUAUUUUAUAAGAGGAAAAUUACUAUUUUAACAAGAAACUAGCGAGAAUCUGCUCGGAAUAAUAACAUAACCUUUCUUCAUAGGGAUUACGUUGUUUCUCGGUAGUUUAAUACCGUUACAAUGGUAUGUUACGAUUUGCUCUUGCUCAUAAUAGGGCCUUAAUAUGCAAUGUGUAUGGGUGUUUGCAUAUUUCUAUAUUUUAAAAGCCAACAUUUCAUUACUAUGUUAGCAACCAUACAACUUGAUUAAAACAAAUAAAAAUAAAAAACCUCAUCACACCACUCGGCUUUUAAAAUACAAUUAAUCCAAUUAACACACAGCUAUUGCGACAUCCAGAAUUAAUAGAAACUGAAAUAUUGCCACAUUGUAUGUGUGAAAACUUUUUUUUUUCUUUUUCGUUUUUAGUUUAAAAUGUUCUCCCGAACGAUGCACAGCUUAGCUUCAGGUAAGAGUAGUUACAUGGUAACUUCAUGUUGUUUCUCACUAGCUUGAUUAGGGCAAAUUUGUUGUAUUCCUUUCUAGAAGAUAAUGGUCACAGGUUUUGGAUUUACCUUUUUUUUUAAAAAAAAAAAAAAAAAAAAAAAAAAAGCAAUGUUGCUCUAAGAAGCCCCUGUACCAAAAUAUAGUUUAGUGUAUAAUGUUUAUUUAAAAAAUGUGUUUUGUCCAGCAGCUUUUCAGCAGAAUGUCUCUCUCGUUAUCUGUACUGACAAACCUGGUACAUUUUGAAGCUUUACAAUCUAGUACAUUGGCUUGCUUCAAUGUUCUGUCUAAUGAGGCUGGAGUUAUGUUCAUGCAGCUAAACAUUAAGUGCUUUAAACACCCUUUAUAUUUUUUGUGAAAGACAGAAAUUAAACUGGUUUGGUCCCAGUGAGUGUACUGGCAGAUGGAUGCAGAGCUGGUUCUGAGAGUGGGUGAUGGUGUGUACUAUUUUGCAGUAAAAAUAAGAUGUGUUCAGAAAACUCUUUUCCUUUAAUAAUGAACUGCAGUUACACUUCUUGGACCCCAGGUGGAGCAGUGUAAAGAAGCCUGUGUUUGUGAACAAAACCAAUAACGAUUCAAAAAUAACUCCACAGAAACACAUUGAAUUCCAUAUGGCUUUAUUUAUUUCAGAGCGUUUUAUGUUUGCUCACUAUAUACAUACUAAUACAAAGAUGGGGAAACAAACUUUUAGUAAAGCCUGCCCCCACCCCCCCAUUCAGAUACCAUGUGUUGCAUGCCUUCCUGAGGAAAAAAAACAAAUCAGAGGCUGAGCAAAGAGACCAUUUCCUGUUUAAUCUAUCUGAUAGUGCGGUUCAGUCGGGAUGUAGCUUUAGCACAGAUAAACAAGUUUACUACUACUUCCAAUUCCCCGCUAUAAACAAUUAAGGGUUAUUCAGAUGUGUAUAUUAAGUGCUAAAAAUCCCCCAAAUCCUGCAUUGAUACUAUAUUACAGUGAGACCAAUGAAAACUAGUAUCUGCUGAAUCCUGGCUGCUGUAUCACAAGUCUAGCUGGUACACCACUCACUUCUCUCAUUAGGUGCUGUUAUGCAGUAGGGGAAAGAGCAGGGACUGUGGGCAUUGAGAGCAUCAUACAGAGCUACAGUACAGUAACUCAGUCCUAGCAGCGAGCUGGGGUUGUUGUUAUAGGUAGCCUGCCUCGGACGGUGAAAUACAAUUGUUUAAAGACACAUUUCCACCCGCCGAUGGGAUUGAUUUGAAAUUGCUGAUUUCCAUCCCUGAGCAGUAGAUCGAGAUCAAUGGGAUUUCAACCAGAACUCAAUCUCUCCACACUGAUGGUGGAAGUUAAACUUAUGAAUGUCCCCAGCAGACGAUGCUAGAGAGAGAAAGAGGCAGGUUUUAAGUCUUUAGGAAUAUAAUAUAAAUGUAAGCUUAACAUGAAACCUGUGAAUAUAUUAUACCAUGUGGGGACUAUUGGGAGGUUGGCAAAUGAAUCUGUGGAAGUGAUCUUUGACCGCCUUGCAUAUUGGAUUGUGGACAGCAGACCUCAGGUGGAAAUGUCUGCAGCCCCAGUCAGGCACUGGGAAUGAGAUUGAGUUUGACAGACUGGCUUCAUGGUGCAGAUGGAAAUGUGAUAUUUCUCUGUCUCUGGCAGCGCGACACCCCCACCCCAGGAAGGCAUGACUCCCCCCUACCCCUCGUGCAGUUUUUAUAGCCAUGUUAAUAAUGAUACAUAGAUAUAUAAUGCAUUUCUUUCUUAUUUAAUGUACAGAAUUAAGUCAUUUAUGCAGGUACAGGCACAGCUAUUAUAUAAAUAAGGAGAGGAAUUAAAGCUCUUUUAUAAACCAGAAAUAGCCUGUGGGGGUGUUAGUUUUAAUAACAACAUAUAUGUGUGUGUGUGUAAUUAUAUAUAUAUAUAUAUAUAUAUAUA